Messenger RNA from Adineta ricciae, 2007 nucleotides. Lineage: Eukaryota; Metazoa; Rotifera; Eurotatoria; Adinetida; Adinetidae. The record is from the annotation of a GenBank genome assembly.
AUGUUCCAUAGUCAAUCGUACAAGUCAAUUUUGAAAAAUACACAAACAAUUAUUAAUUUAGUGAAGAUACAUUCGAGAAAAGUGUCAACUCAACCGAUGGAAGGCAUUAAGUUCGAUAAUUUAGCACUGAGAACUCUUCCGAUUGAUCCAGUCGAAGCAAACUAUGUUCGUAGUGUUUCUGGAGCAUGCUUUUCAAAAGUCAAACCAACUCCUGUCAAAAAUCCUAAAUUAGUAGCAUAUUCAGCCGAUGCUCUAAAACUAAUCGAUGUUGGCGAAGACGCUCUGAAAGAAGAAAAACAAUUGGCACAGGUAUUCAGUGGCAAUGUCCUUCUACCUGGCAUGGAUCCUGCUGCUCAUUGCUAUUGUGGUCAUCAAUUUGGUUAUUUUAGCGGUCAGCUAGGCGACGGUGCAACCAUGUAUCUAGGUGAAGUUAUUAAUAAAAACAAUGAACGUUGGGAAUUGCAAUUCAAAGGAGCGGGAAAAACUCCCUAUUCUCGAACAGCAGAUGGUCGUAAAGUUCUUCGAAGUUCGAUUCGUGAAUUUCUAUGCAGCGAGGCCAUGUACUAUCUGGGUAUUCCAACAACACGUGCUGGUACUUGUGUCACUUCCGAUGAUUAUGUCAUAAGAGAUAUUUUCUAUGACGGAAAUGCUAAACAAGAACGAUGUACCAUCAUUACACGUAUCGCUCAAACAUUUAUUCGAUUUGGUUCGUUUGAGAUAUUUAAAACACUCGACCCAAUGACUGGCCGUAGAGGUCCAUCGCUCGGACGAAAUGACAUACUGAAAACUUUGCUGGAUUAUGUCGUAGCAACAUUUUAUCCAGAGAUUGAAUCAAAGUACGGUUCCGAUGAUGAGAACAAGUAUGCAGCAUUUUUCGAAGAAGUGGUCAAGCGUACCGCUUCACUUGUUGCACAAUGGCAAUGCGUCGGAUGGUGUCACGGCGUACUGAACACUGAUAACAUGUCAAUUGUUGGUGUCACCAUCGAUUAUGGGCCAUAUGGGUUCAUGGAUCGUUACGAUCCAGGUUUCAUCUGCAAUGGUUCAGAUGACAGUGGGCGAUACUCAUAUAAACAACAGCCACCUAUUUGUAAAUGGAAUUGUGGAAAACUAGCCGAAGCAAUUGCGCCAUUUUUACCCAUACAAAGAUCCAGAGAAAUUUUAACAAAAUUCGAUGAAGAAUAUGAACGUGUCUAUAUGAACAAAAUGCGACAGAAGUUUGGUUUGAUAAGAAAACAACUAGAAACCGAUAAAGAAUUAUUCAAUACAUUUUUGAAUACUAUGGAAAGUACCGGUGCCGAUUUCACCAAUUCAUUUCGCGCAUUAUCAUUGAUACAUUUGCCAAAUACCAAAGACUUCGAUCAAUCGGUUCAACUGUUCAUCUCAACAAUUCUCGAUCAGUGUUGUGACGCUGAAGAAUGGAAAUUUGUCAAUAAAUCAUCUAUAGACGAGAGGACGUAUGAAUUGCUUAAAUCACUUGCUGGAACCAAUCGAGCGUUGUUAAGUCAAUUCGGUUUCAGUCCUGAAUUACUCGAAAAUGAAAAUCUUAAAAGAGAAAAAGCAAAAGAACUAGCCAAUAUGACGAAUGAGUCAAAACGAAAAGAUGAUGAAAAAGCAUGGCGAAAAUUUCUAGACAUGUACAUCGAAAGACUAAAGAAGGAACUGGACGAAGAUGACAUUGAGAAAUUGAAUUCAGAAAGAAUCAAAAUCAUGAAACAGAAUAAUCCAAGAAUGGUGUUGAGAAACUAUCUUGCUCAGCGUGCGAUUGAACAAGCAGAGCAAGGUGAUUACUCCGAAGUACACAAACUUUUUGAGGAAUUGAAACAUCCGUAUACUGGUGGUGACCGCGAUACAAUCCAAUUAGCAAAACCAGAUGAAACGACAACUGGUGCAGAAGCUCUACCACCCACAACUGACACAACACAAAAACAUGCAACGGGUGCUUGUUUAAAACCAACAAACUAUGAAUCCAAAGCACCGUCGGGUGCUUGUCGCAUUCGUGUUACCUGA